Messenger RNA from Eptesicus fuscus (big brown bat), 3174 nucleotides. RefSeq names its product GTP binding protein 10 (gene GTPBP10). Bases 171 to 1247 code for a protein of 358 amino acids. The transcript is spliced from 10 exons. Lineage: Eukaryota; Metazoa; Chordata; Mammalia; Chiroptera; Vespertilionidae. Gene Ontology annotation, cellular component: mitochondrion. The record is from RefSeq and is a predicted model, not a curated record. Gene Ontology annotation, molecular function: GTP binding; magnesium ion binding; GTPase activity.
UGACCUGUGCACCGCAAUCUCAGGUCUGAACUGCAUCGGCAUCACCAAGAGAGCUUUUGCUAGAUGUCCUGGCUUGACGUAGCCUCCCCUCCCCUCCUCCAGAGUAUAUCAGAAAGUAUGGAAAAUUCAUUGAUAACCUAAGACUCUUCGCCAGGGGAGGAAGUGGUGGAAUGGGUUACCCUCGCUUAGGUGGAGAAGGUGGAAAAGGUGGUGACGUCUGGGUUGUAGCCACCAAAAAAAUGACUUUAAAACAACUUAAAGACAAAUACCCUCAGAAACGGUUUGUGGCUGGAGAAGGAGCAAACAGUCGUGUUAGUGCACUGAAAGGCGCCAAAGGAAAAGAUUGUGAAAUUCCUGCACCUGUGGGUAUUUCAGUAACUGAUGAAAAUGGUAAAAUUAUAGGAGAACUCAAUAAAGAACAAGACAGAAUUUUGGUAGCUGAAGGAGGACUUGGUGGUAAAUUCCUUACAAAUUUCUUACCAUUGAAAGGCCAGAGACGAAUAAUUCACCUUGAUCUAAAACUUAUAGCUGAUGUAGGUCUAGUGGGAUUCCCAAAUGCUGGAAAAUCCUCUUUGCUAAGUAACAUUUCUCAUGCAAAACCUGCAGUUGCAGAUUAUGCAUUUACAACAUUACAGCCUGAACUUGGAAAAAUCAUGUAUAAAGAUUUCAAACAGAUAUUGGUAGCUGAUCUUCCUGGUUUAAUAGAAGGAGCACAUGUGAACAAAGGAAUGGGCCACAAAUUCCUCAAGCAUGUAGAAAGAACUAAACAACUGCUUUUUGUUGUUGAUGUUUCUGGAUUUCAACUUUCUUCUCGAACUCCAUACAGAACUGCCUUUGAAACUGUAUUACUGCUUACAAAAGAGUUGGAGUUGUACAAUGAGGAACUUCAAGCAAAACCUGCACUCCUGGCAGUAAAUAAAAUGGACUUGCCAGAUGCCCAAAACAAAUUCCAUGAACUGAUGAACCAACUCCAGAAUCCUAAAGAUUUUCUGCAUUUGUUUGAAAAUAAGAUGAUUCCAGAGAGGACAAUGGAGUUCGAACAUAUCAUCCCCAUCUCUGCAAUUACGGGAGAAGGAAUUGACGAAUUAAAGAACUGCAUAAGGAAAUCUCUGGAUGAACAUGCAGACCGUGAAAAUGACGCAUUUCAUAAGAAACAGUUGCUUAAUUUACAGAUUUCUAAUACAGUAUCUCAUAGUGAGCCACUAUCAAGGAAUGCUGUUACUAGUUUCAGAAUGGAUACAAUUUAAAUCCAUGAAAUUGUGUUCAUUUGAAAACUUUUCCACAGAGUAUUACGUAUUCCACAGUUAUUACUAACCUUCAUAUAUACACCAUCAUUUGAGAACCAUAUCUUUUUAACUUGUUUAUAGUUAAAUGUAUCAAAAGUUUUUAAAAAGUGAAAGCUGAAAAUGACAGUUUACAAUUUUAUAGCCAAUCUACCUACUAUAAUAAAAACCUCUGAUAUUUCUGUACUUACGAUGUCUAGUGAGAUCAUUUUUUAAAAAUAUAUGAAAGGAUUUCUCAAAUAUUAUUAAAGUGAGCAACUAGGUAUUGUUUGUUUUGAGUCUAUCAUGUACCUGGUUCAAUUAUGAAGAGUUCUCAUUUUAAGAAAAUCUAAAAACCCUAAAUUUGAACAUAAUGUUCAGUGAUAACAAAGAUCACUGAUAAUAUUUAACAGAUAGCAGCAAAUAGAUUUCAGCUUUUGAAAACUUUUCCUUUUUAUUUACUUUAAACUUAUUUAUUUAUUUUAUUGAUCUCAGAAAGAUGGAGAGAGAAUCAUAAAUUGGCUGCCUCCUGCACACCAUCCACUGGGGAUCAAACUUGCAAACUGGGCAUGUGCCCUGACUGGGAAUUGAACUGGUGACCUCUUGGUUCCUGCGUCAGUUCUCAACCACUGAGCCAUGCACUGGGCUUAAACUUAUUUUUAUUGUUGAGGGUAUUACAAAUGUCUCCCAUUUUAUACCUCCACCCAGCUUCUGUCCCACCCCAGGCCUUCACUGCACUAUUGGCUGUGUCCAGGGGCUGUGCAUAUAUGCAUAUAAGUUCUCCCCACUGCCCUACCCCCCUUCCCUUGUCAAUCCGUUUCAUGCUUACAUGUCUCUGGACUUAUUUUGUUCAUCAGUUUAUUUUAUUCAUUAGAUUCCAUAUAUAAGUGAGAUCAUGUGCUAUUUGUCUUUCUCUGACUUGCUUACUUCACUUACCAUAAUAAUUUCCAGGUCCAUUCAUGCUGUCUCAAAGGGUAAGAGUUUUUUUUACAGCUACAUAAUAUUCCAUUGUGUAAAUGUACUGUAGCUUUUUUAUCCACUCAUCUAUAGCACUUCGGCUAUUUCCAGAUCAUAGCUAUUAUAAAUAACACUACUAUGAAUAUAGGUGUGCACAUAUUCUUUCUGAUUGGUGUUUCAUGAUUUUUAGGAUAUAUUCCCAGGAGUGGGAUUGCUGGGUCAAAUGGCAGUUCCAUAUUUAAUUUUUUUAGGAAAUUCCAUACUGUUUUCCACAGUGGCUGUACCAGUCUGCAUUAUUACCAGCAGUGUACUAGGAUUCCUUUUUCUCCACAUCCUCGCCAGCACUUACUGUUUGAACAUUUUCUUUUUUAAGUAUAAGAGUAUUUUUUCUUACUUUGGAGCCGAUUGGUAUAUGACUCAUUUUUUUAUGGCCUAUUCUUUUUCAUUGUCUACUUUUCACAUUUUAGUAAAGAGAAAAUAAAAUAGGAAGUGCAAACUUUAAACAGUUUAUCAAUCAUAAAUGUAUUCUUCAGAUUUUAACUUCUGAGUUUCAAAAAUAUUUAUAAAUAGGACACUUUUCUUAAUGAGUUUUAUUGUAAAAUAUACAUGUUCAUGGUAAAAUAUAAAAUUUAACCAGUGCAGUCUGGCUGGCGUGGCUCAGUGGUUGAGUGUUGACCACUAUGAUAGCCAAUAAAUUGAAAUCCUGUAUUAGUGAAUAGAAUAUAAAGGAUUCAAAAGUCUUACUAGUAUAUAAGACUGAUUAGAUUAAAAAAAUGAUGAAGGGUCAUGAUGCCUACUACUUUCAAAUGAUCACACACACAGUAAAUGGAAAUAAGAUAAAUGUGGCAAAUGUUGAUAAUUGUUGAAUAUAGAAGGUAAGUGUAUGAGUGUUCGUUGUACUAUUUAAAUUCUCUGUACCUUUGAACAUUUUCAAAAAUAAAUUAUACAAUUUGAG